UCAAAUUCAGGUUUCUUUCUGUUUGUUGUGAUGGCUAAGAGAUUCACAACACAGCUUUUCGUCAGCAGACUCUCUGCUUACACCACAGAUCAAUCACUGAGGCAACUGUUUGCGCCUUUUGGUCAGAUUAUAGAAGUGUGUAUGUUACUGUUCUUAGCUCGUCUUAUUAGGGACCAGCAAACACAAAGACCUAAAGGUUUCGGAUUCAUUACUUUCGAGUCUGAGGAUGAUGCACAAAACGCUUUGAAAGCUUUGAAUGGGAAGAUUGUUAAUGGCAGAUUAAUAUUUGUGGAAGCUGCAAAGGAAGUAGAAGCACCAAUAACAAUUAUGAAAAAGUAACAAGGCUUGAAGAGGACACAUACACUGUCCUUACACAACAACUAAAGACUCUUCACCAAAUCAUUCUACAGUUCUACAAUGUCACAAUUCUAAAGAGUAAAUGCAUUUCCUGCGAGAUCUGAAGUUUCAAUUUGAGUUGAGAAAUUGAGAAUCAUUUCUGAUUCUGAUAUAAACCACUUUUCGGCUGAGCAUAUUCGACUCUGAUGUUUCUUCCUUCUAGUAACUGAACAAAAGACAGAACAUAAAGUCAGCAAGAAUGUUGUAUAUGAACAGUCAAGGUUUUGUUAGAAUGUCUUUUUUUUCUGGA
This is a messenger RNA of Arabidopsis lyrata subsp. lyrata, 646 nucleotides long. Its product is annotated as cold-inducible RNA-binding protein. Gene Ontology annotation, cellular component: spliceosomal complex. Gene Ontology annotation, molecular function: RNA binding. The transcript has 4 exons. NCBI's taxonomy places the organism in Eukaryota, Viridiplantae, Streptophyta, Magnoliopsida, Brassicales, Brassicaceae. The record is from RefSeq and is a predicted model, not a curated record. Gene Ontology annotation, biological process: positive regulation of mRNA splicing, via spliceosome. Bases 31 to 339 code for a protein of 102 amino acids.